This is a messenger RNA of Tilletiopsis washingtonensis, 192 nucleotides long. RefSeq lists its product as hypothetical. The annotation marks the transcript as partial. The record is from RefSeq and is a predicted model, not a curated record. Gene Ontology annotation, molecular function: DNA binding. The transcript has a single exon. Gene Ontology annotation, cellular component: nucleolus. Lineage: Eukaryota; Fungi; Basidiomycota; Exobasidiomycetes; Entylomatales. Gene Ontology annotation, biological process: rRNA processing; negative regulation of transcription by RNA polymerase II.
AUGGUCUCCUUCAACUGCGAAGCCUGCAACGACGCCGUCAAGAAGCCCAAGCUGGAGCAGCACUACGCGCGCUGCUGGGCGCCCUUCACCUGCCUCGACUGCAGCGUGCAGUUCGGCAGCAGUGCCGAGUGGAAGGGACACACGAGCUGCAUCAGCGAGGCUCAGAAGUACGAGCGCAGGUGCGUCAGAGGA